This is a messenger RNA of Chanos chanos (milkfish), 903 nucleotides long. It is a transcript of the gene stx19, whose product is annotated as syntaxin 19. Gene Ontology annotation, molecular function: SNAP receptor activity; SNARE binding. Gene Ontology annotation, cellular component: plasma membrane; synaptic vesicle; endomembrane system. Lineage: Eukaryota; Metazoa; Chordata; Actinopteri; Gonorynchiformes; Chanidae. The coding region runs from base 1 to 903 and encodes 300 amino acids. Gene Ontology annotation, biological process: intracellular protein transport; synaptic vesicle fusion to presynaptic active zone membrane; exocytosis. The record is from RefSeq and is a predicted model, not a curated record. The transcript has a single exon.
AUGAAGGACCGCCUUGAGGAGCUGCGGCAGCAGGCGAAGUCAAACAAGCAGCUGGAAGACAACAAUUCCUUUAACCAGUACGAUGAUGAUGAUGAUGAUGAUGAGGACUUCACCUCUGAAGGUAUGCAGGCAGUGGUGUUUGAAGCAGAGCCUGUCCUGGACAAUUUCUUGGAAGAGGCCCAGCGCAUCCGCGACAGCAUCGAUGAACUGGACGUCGAGGUGAAGAAGUUCAGCCAGCAGCAGAGGAACCUGGUGACCACCAUGCGACGCCUCAGCAUCAUGAAGAAAGAGAGCAGCAUCACGCGUGACAUCAAACUUCAGGCUGAGAGCCUGCACAAACGGCUGGACGCGCUCUCCAAGAAGGCUAAGAGUGCCGAGACUGAGCUGGGCCCUAACUCCGCCACUGCCCGAAUCGAGCUUGCCCAACACGCGGUCCUCUUUCGUCUGUUCCAGCAGGUCAUGCGACAGUACAACGACACGCUCCUCAGCAAACAGAACAAGUGCAAGCAGUUCAUCAUUCGUCAGCUGGUCGUCUUUGGACAUCGCGAGGUGUCCGAAGAGGAGGUGGACAACAUGAUGGAGCAAGGCAAGUGGGACGUCUUCAACGAAAACAUCUUGACGGACGCGAGGAUCACUCGCCAGCAGCUGUCCGAAAUCGAACAACGCCACAAAGAGCUGCUGAACCUGGAGAGCAACAUGAAGGAUUUGAGGGACCUGUUCCUGGAUGUGUUCAUGCUUGUGGAGGAGCAAGGGGAGUACAUUGACAGCAUCCAGGCUAACGUGGAGAGGACACAGGACUUUGUUCAGGCGUCAAAUGAGAAGUUCAAAAUGGCCAGCAGAUACAAAAAGAAGAAUCCUUUAAAGAGACUGUGCUGCUGUUGCUGCCCUUGGAGGUGCCGAUAG